AAACUAAUGCGCAAUAACAAAAAAGUUUGCAUUCGAAACUUAAAUGUUUUGAUUGUUUGCGACUGUUGUGAGUUCUAUACGCGUUUGUAGAGAAGGUAGUCUAAUGUCGGCUGGAUUAAACGAAUGUAAAUAAUUUUGAUGACAACAAAGUUCUUGAGAACAGUAUUAAAAGGCCAAUAUUAGAUAGCUUGGCUGAAUUGUGGAGUGAAGUGAUUUGAAACCUGUUUUAGACGUGUGUGAAGUGUAAUGUCUGUGAAUUGUGCUUUUCCCACUGCAAUCUUAGGUGUUCAAUUAUAAGGGCCUAAAUGCAUGGCAAUUCGUUGGAACGCAGGGCCCUCGAAAGAGAGGCCCUGCGUAAUGUUAUCAUCCAGUGGAACGCUAACAGAUUAGAUCUUUUCGAGCUGUCGGAGCCAAAUGAGGAGCUCGAGUUCCAUGGCGUCAUGCGCUUCUACUUUCAAGAUUCCGGCCAAAAGGUGGCUACGAAAUGUAUCCGCGUAGCCUCUGACGCUACCGUGGAAGACGUCAUAGGCACCCUUGUAGAAAAGUUUCGACCUGACAUGAGGAUGCUGUCGGUACCCUCUUACGCGCUCUACGAGCUUCACGAAGGCUGCCCAGAAAGGAAGAUGGCGCCCGAAGAGAAACCCCUCUUGGUGCAAUUGAAUUGGCACGUGGACGACAGAGAGGGCAGAUUUCUGCUGAAGAAUGUAGAUGACAAAACGGUUAAUUCGAUAGGCAACAUGGACUCCAACGCCAGUUUCAGGAGGAAACUGUCGAAAAGAGAGAAGAAACAGUUGAAGAAACAGGAGAAAUUAUCAAGAAUGAAGAGCGAAAACGGUGAUAACGAUAAGCAGGAUGGUGUAGCUGAGAAAUUGUACACUGAAUUACCCGAAACGUCCUUUACAAGGUCGAUAUCUAAUCCAGAAGCUGUAAUGAGGAGAAGGCGGCAACAAAAACUGGAGAAGAAACUGCAGCAGUUCAGAUCAAAAGACGGAGGACCAGACACGGGAGGAACCUUGAAGAUAUAUGGAGAGGCACUGUGCAAAGACGUCCCUUACAAGACGCUACUUCUAUCUAUUCGCGAUUGUGCGGGUGCUGUUGUUCGGGAAAUGCUUGACAAAUACGGUUUGAGCAGGGCCGACCCUACUCAGUGGUGUCUUGUGCAAGUGAAUGCCAAUGCUAACGGGACAACAGAAUCGGAAUACGUACUUGACGAUGAUGAGUGUCCUCUUUCCAUCCUGAUGAAUUCUUCUAAUACAGGAUCAAUCAUGUUCCACGUGAGAAGACGUCCAGCAGAUUGUGCACCACGUAAAAGGAAAAAGAAACCUGGGGCUCUGGGAGCUAACAAUAACCCAAGAGAGGCAAGGGAGGGUCAAGCUCCACUUCUGGUGGAGCUUGGACCAGAUGGUUCGACGCCACACCCUGGUGAUACUGCCAGGACCAUCAGGCUGAAUACGGAGGUUAUGGAGGUUGGCUCUGCUAAUGGCAUAGCCCUUCAGCUCUAUGGUCCCCAUAUCCAGCCACGACACUGUGUCAUAACCAACACCGAUGGUGUAACUUCCCUAACUCCUUGUCACGCAGAUGCUCACACGUAUGUCAAUGGUCAAAGGAUACAUCAGACCACAAUUUUGACUCAUGGUAGUUUGGUCAAAUUCGGCAACAGCAAUACCUACAGAUUUUUGGACCCAUCGCAAGAGGAGAGAACAAGACAUGCGGGUGGUAUGCCUGAUUCUAACAGGAUAUAUGACAGCAAAUCUACUAGACCACAAAGUCCUUCUGAAAGUAAUCAGAGAAAUAUCGUUGAGACAACGUUCGAUAUAGAAGGAAACGUUGAGACGAUUUCGUUAGCUAGUGGUGCUAAAGAAGACAGUAGAUCUGUAGGGUCAUCUUCAGAAAACAGAGUAAGCGGUUUAGAUCGUUAUCCAAGGGGUCAGGAUCCCAUUUUACCGGCAGUUUUAGAAUUUCCUGAAGAACCGCAAGAGCAGUUUUUAGCACGAGUGAUUACACAUUUAGAUGUGACAACUCCCACUUUCCGACUAGCUCCUGCAUACACACUGUACCUUUGUGCUAGAUAUAGAGCGUCUACGCAUUAUCGACCUGAACUUACCCCAAUGGAAAGGGCGCAUAAAUUGACUUUGUUGUUGCAACACGCAGCCAUGCUCAUUAGGCACACCAUACAAGAUCGCAGUACUGAAAUCACAUCACAAGCCUUCUGGUUGGCCAACGCCAGCGAGUUGCUUCAUUUUCUCAAAUCUGACAGGCACGUCAGUGCUUUCUCCAUACAAGCUCAAGACACUCUAGCUGAUGCAGUCCAAUUAGCCUUCAAGAACCUCGUUGCUUGUUUGACUGACGAGUUGAAUGGCGCGUUGAGCUACUUCGUAACGAUGGGUGGGGAUGACCAUCCAAGGGAAGUUGUAAAUGUGUUGAGCAAUGCCAUGAAUCUCUUGAGGAAAUGUAGAGUGAAUGCAGCUCUAACAAUCCAGCUGUUUUCUCAUCUGUUUCAUUGGAUAUCGGCGAAGGGAUUGUAUCAUAUCAUCAGCAACAGCAAUCUUUGUACCAGAAACUUUGGACAUCGGAUGUUCAACCGGCUGAGGAAUCUACAAGCAUGGGCGGAGAGUCAGGGCUUAGAGUUGGCUGCGGAAUGUCACUUGGCGAAGAUACUGCAGUGCUCCCAUUUACUCCAAGCCCCGAAAAACUCCCCUGAAGAUCUUGCGAAUUUGUCUGCGGCUUGUUUCAAACUGAACUCUAUGCAGUUAGGUGCUUUACUUAUGCAGUACAAAGCUGAACCAGGAGAGAAAAUUGCUUCUCCCUCACUUCUGGAACAAGCUUCCAAAGCUGCGGAAAGUGUUGCGGAUGAGUUGGCCAGGGCGGAAGGUCGAGAAAUAACUUUAUACGAUGACCCUGCUCCGCCUCUUCAGCUGUUAUUGCCUGAUGAUGGAUUCAGCUGUGAUGUAGUUCAAGGUGUUCCGCCUGGCUUAGCUGAUUUCUUGCAUCCUCUCCAAGCAUCCGGUUUGUGCAGAUUGGCAGCUCAACCCACCAGCUCGGGUCAUUGGACAGUAUACAUGAAUGUGCCAAGACCUCCAAGUGCAUUGAGCAGUUCUCAACCAGAGGUACAGGUCAUUCGUUUGCAUAAAACUGGAGGUGGUAUGGGCCUAUCAAUAGUUGCAGCUAAGGGUGCUGGUCAAGAAAGAUUGGGUAUUUACAUUAAAUCUGUGGUUCCUGGAGGCGCAGCUGAUAGAGAUGGGAGAUUAGCUGCUGGAGACCAGUUGUUGUCCGUCGAUGGACAGUCUUUGUUGGGUAUCACUCAAGAAAAAGCUGCCGAGUUCUUAGUUAGAACGGGCAGUAUCGUCACUUUGGAGGUUGCAAAAGGAGGAGCUGUCCAUCACGGAUUAGCUACACUGUUACAGCAGCCUAGUCCCACUCCUCAUAGAGCAUCGGAUACAAACUACUACAAACAACACUUCGGUGGUUCCCAGGAGUCUUUGUUGAGUCUCAACAGCUAUAAGAUAUUUACACCCCCUGCAGUCAGGCCAAAGAACAACGUAUUUUUCAAUUCUGCAGAUAAUUUGUACAAAACUCGAAAAUGCAAACUGACAAUUCCACGUAUCGAGAUUGAAUGUGAACCUGUUUUCAGCGUCCAAGUCACCGAUUUCAGCGAACCCUGUCCCAAAAAUGUCACGCUCACUUAUGAUGAAUCUGGAACUAAUUUAGAAAUCAAUUUACCAAAUGAAAAUGAUAACAGUAAAUCUCGAAAAGAUAAAACUAGUGACUUUGUGCAGAAAAAGAGUUACUCGAUAGAGGUAAAUGAAAUUCCAAGUAUUACCAUCGAUUCUGUAAAUGAGACUGAUAAAUUUUUGAGCAUAAGAGCUAGGAAAAUCAAACAGCAACGUGCUCUAUCGAGCUCUCUUCAGGACGUAUCUAGUUCCACUUCCAGCAUUAGUAGUUGCGUCCAUGAGUCUCAUUUAGAUUUGAGCCAAAUAGAUGGUGAGUGUGCGUCUAUAUCAAAUAAAAAUUGGAAAUCGCCAGAUGAGCUUCGAUUUAGGGAGAUAACUGGCUCUGAUAAAUAUGAUUCUAAGGCUGUCAGUUUUCCUGAGCUCUCUAAGGUCAAAGGUAUGCCCAGUAGAAGCCAUAGCAUCAGUGAUGAACAUCUGAACGAUAAGUUAACUGAAUAUGAAAGAUUAGAAAUACUGAAACUACUUCAUGACUGGAGUCUGUAUGGAUCUGAUUCAAAGUGCGAUUUUAACAUUUCUCUUGAUAAAAAUAGAAGGUCAUCGGAAUUAGAUCCCUUAGAGAAAGAGGAUGUUGAAUGGUCAGCUAGAAGUUCGAAGGAUUUUAGUAUGAGUAGAACUAAAUAUAGUUCAGAACCAAAUUUAUCACCUGUUAAUUCUAAAAAAAAUAAAGAUGAAUUUAUAGUUAUCGCUAAAUAUAAUUCGGAAGGUAACUUGAACAGUAACAUUAACAAGGAUUUAUUACAUAAAUGUGAAUUCCGAAAUUGCAUAUUCAAUAUUGACACCAAUUUGGACGGUGGGACCAAAAAUCCAGAACUAAUGAAAGAAGACCAAAAGGUAGAUAAUAAUAUUAAUAAAACUGUGAAAAAAAAUAUGGAACAAUUUAAUGAGAAAGGAUGUCUUAGUAAUAUAACCAAUUUUCCUAGAAGAAUAAGCAAAAUUGACGAUUCAAGUAGGAGAAACAGUGAAAUAAUACAAACCAAAACAUUCAACAGUCAAUUGGUCAGAUGUGAUAGUUUAGAAAGAUUAACUCUCAUUCAAAAAAAUAUAAGAAACAAACAUGUCCCACAUAAAAAAUUUCCUGAUGCUUAUAUAGUUAAAAGAAAUAGUAUUAAAAGUAAUUCACCGAAAAACAAAAACAACGAAAAUCAGAACAAAUCGAAGAAAGCGAUGGUUCAACAGAAAAAAUAUUUGCCCAAAACGUGGAAAAGCUGUUCUGACAUAAAAACCAAGAAAACGAUAAGAAAAUGUUGCAAACUUGCUAAGAAAUCUUGUCCUAUGAUGAAGGGACAGACUGAAGAGCCACGGAAGGCGCAAAGUUGUGCUGAUUUUGAUCAGGACACUUUGGAGCACGCUGCUAGGUUAGCUGAAUUGAAGAGUUUGCGCAUUGGCGCUUUUGAUCGGCCUCGACGAAUGUCUGAGAGAGAUCUUCCUUCGAAGGUAGAUUCAGAGCGUACAAUUCCUUCUUCGAAGUCGGUGCCAGCUCUUCAUCACAUUUCACCAAAUUCUGAACAGAUUCGACCUAGCCACGAUGUUUUCAAUCCUGGAUAUAGUAGAACAUCUUCAAAUAAUAGUAUUAAUACGAAUAGUGUAGCUCAGAUUCCCCAAAAUGCACCCAUAAAUAGUUCAGCUCUAAGAAGCAGAUCUACGCACAAUUUGUUACAACAAGACAAUGGCUUCUAUCAGAACUUAAGUGUUUACAGGAAUAAAAUGCCAAAUCAAUUGGGAGACAGAACUUCUGCUUUGAGAAGCUCGCAAAACUCCCUACAAUCUAGUAAUAAUUCCCAAAGACCAGCUUCUGCAUAUUACCCACCACCAAACACAAAUUCUCAGAGUCGGAUGAAUUUACAUCAGUCAAUUCCAAAUCUGAAAAGUCCUCCUUCGAUGCACAGACUUCUACAAAGCGAAGAUACUAGAUCAGGCUCUUUUCCCAACGUUAACCAUCAACAAUUUCCUCCAACUUCGUAUCAAACUACGCAUAAUACAGUACCGAACUAUUCUCCAGGAAUCAAUCCAAGACACGAAGAAGUAAAUAGUAAAUAUUUCACGUAUGGAGGACAUCCUGGUCAAACCCAUGGAAACUCUCAUUUCAUGGGCAACGCUUUACAACAACCGUUAAAUAUUCAAGCUAACGGUCAUCGACACGAAGAGCGAUACUCAAAUAACGGAUCUGGGUUACUCAGAGAAGAUGUUUUCAGACAUUCGCAAGGUCUUCGUCACGAUGACAUGAUGAGAUAUCCAAGCGUAUCGAAUAUUCGGUUGUCCGAAUCCCAGAUGCAACAGAACAGGAUACAGGAAGAUUUCAACAGGUUGAACGAAUUGAGAGCUUCAAAGAGUGAAGAUAUGCUGAAACAACAUCACAUCAACAAUUCAUACCAUGGUGGUGAUAUUAUGAACUACUCCAAUAACAGCGGAAUGAAGAGCCAUGAGAGCAGUAUGAAAAUGGAUUCACCUCAAUUGAGACAAAGUACGGAUAUAUUGCAUCACAGAUUUAAUAACGAACAGAUGAACAACUUGAGGGGACAAGCGAAAUUGGCAGAAAUGGGAGAGGAAGUCAGAAGACGACAAAAUAGAGCUGUGCCGCCUUACACACAAGCGUCGCACUAUUCCAAUCAGUUUCACAAUCAGAGUGGCCCGUCAUACUCUAACUCUCCAAAUUACAAUGUGAGCAUGAUGCAUAACACUCAAAGUAUGCAGAAUCUCAACUUGAAUAGUUCAAAUUACCCCUUAAGUCCCACAUACGGCAAUCAAAGUGGAAACGUACCUUCUUCUCCUACUUCAUACAAAUCACCUCCUGUAUCUAAAAUCACUAAAAAGCAAGAAGAUGUACCUGAACCUCCCCCAACAAGUACGCAUCCACUUUAUUCUGCAAGUGCUCAAGAUCCUCCAAAGAUGUCGUUUUAUCCAACCAACCCUACAGGCACAACCACUAAAACUCCGAAAGAUCCCUGGGCGAGAGAAGAACAAGAACGACAGGCUGAGGCUCGUAGAGAGGCUGCUAGAAUUUGGCAAGAGCAACAAAUCAAAGAGCUACUUGCUCUUCCCCAUAGGAAUCCUCAACAAGAAGAACAACUAAGAGUGUUACAACUGGAAAGGGAAUUCCAACGAAGAGCUUUGGAAGCAGAACAAGAAGAUGAAGAUACUGAAAAGGAAAGUUUAUCGCCUCACAUGCCUCAACCUGUCCAAAGCCAGACACAGGUAACCACUAUACAAACUUCCACUGCUACAAGUCGAAUAGAGGCUCCGCCCACAUCGAUACUGAAGCCUGGAGGUGUCAGUAUGGGCCCUCCAUCUAGCGGCUCUGAGAAUAGCCAGAAUUCACCGACCGAAGCAGCUGCUCCUCCGCCGCCUGAAAGGGGUUCCAGCUUUGCUGUCAUGUCCAUGAGAGCCAAGGAAAACAUUAAACGUGUCUCUUUCAACGAUACGAGUCCUACCACUCCACAACCUCCAAAUACUCUUCAUUUCGACGAUUCCAUUAGAGAAGAUCCCAACAGCUUCAUUCGUCAAGCUGAAUCAAUGUUGGCAUCUCCCACCACACCGACAUCGCCUGGUGGCGUUCUUAACAACACACCUGGUGUUAUCGGUGCCCAAGAAGUGUACAAAGACCCUCGUGCCAAAAGGUUAGCGGAACAAGCGCAACAGAAGAAUGUUGCUUCGCCUGUCCCUGAAAAAUUAUCCUUCAAGGAAAAGAUGAAGAUGUUUGCUAUGGAAAGUGGUGAGAAUAGCUCGUUCAAAGAUAAAAGCAAGAUAAGUAAAGCUCAGAGAGAAAUAGACGGUCUAGGUACUAAUCAGAACCAAUCAGGAAUGGUACAUUGAUAAGUAGCUCACUGUCUAACUUUGGCCUUACGUAAACACUUAAUUCAAAAUUGAACCAUCAUAAUUCGUGAAUUUUUCCAACUCAAUCCCUAAAAAAAUGCUCUUUCAUUCUUCAUUUCUUAUAAUUUUGAACCUUAAUCUUAACAGUACCAUCCAGAAGGAGAGACCAAAUAUUUAUAAAACCAAGUUCCUGAAUUUAUAACUUUACAUGAAAUACUUGGACCAAGUUGAACCUUAUAUUUUGUCGAAUAUAUUCUUGGAACUAUAUAAUCCAAUUAUCUUUUGGCACCAUAUCCCUUUGAAUAAAAAAAAAGAUACUUCAAAAAUUUAUUGGUGCGGAAAAGUGUGAUAAGUUAGGUGCAUAUAAAAGUGGAUAAUAUGUAAUAUUAAUUCCUGCUGAAAUUCCCCUAUUGGAAAAAAUUAGAAAAAUUCUAAAAUCUUAUUUAAUAACCUCAAAAUUCUAAGGAUUUAAUAAAGUAUUUCCAUUCUAAGUGCCCCGGAACAAAUACUUGUAGAGAUAUAUUAUGUAAAUAAUUCAUCACAGAAUAUUCCUUGAAUACAUCUUGUUUUACAUAGAUCUUCUAAAUUUUUGAUGUUAAAUAAUAUUUACUGGCAAAUUUGCUGUAAAGGCUUUACUAAAUUGUAGUUCCCAUUGAUAAUUAUUGAUAUAUUUGUACCGUCCAAGUUGCAGCUUAUCAUUGUACAACGAGGCUAAUUUUAACUGAAUGAAUCUAGUUCAUAUUUUUUCAUUUCAAUUAUGUAGAGAAAAUUA
Molecule: messenger RNA, 8313 nt
Organism: Harmonia axyridis
Lineage: Eukaryota; Metazoa; Arthropoda; Insecta; Coleoptera; Coccinellidae
Product: afadin
Exons: 19
Coding region: 306-7541 (2411 amino acids)
Biological process (GO): regulation of protein localization; signal transduction
Cellular component (GO): adherens junction
Molecular function (GO): cell adhesion molecule binding
Source: RefSeq, a predicted model, not a curated record